AUGGCCUCAGCCGCUACUCUUUCCCCCUGCUCCCAUGGCUCUCUGCUAGCAGAAAAGCCAAACGACCUCGAGAAGCCUCACCAUGUUCAGACUACACUCACCUUCAACAAAGAGAGUGAAGAUGGUUCUCCCCACCCUCCAAUAUGGAUUGGAAAGCCAGAAACAAUUGAGAGACCUAUGAUCUCCAUCCCCGCCACUAUCCACGAUGUUAGCGGCCAUGAGAGUGACUACACCCUUGACAGCCAUGGAUUCCAAUUCCACUACCACGAGAGCAAGCUGAAGGACUUCCUCGACGACGAGGAGAUCCGAGCAGAAUACUACCCAGAGAUAGAGCAACUGCUCAAAGAAGUCACGGGUGCUUCUCGGUUCUUCAUCUUCGACCAUACCAUCCGCCGAGCUCCCACGGACCGGACGAGCGCGAACCAGCCCCGUGGGCCCGUCCAUACCAUGCACAUCGAUGCCAACUACGCAGGAGCGGAGGCCAGAGUCGUCCACCUGUUCCCCGACGAGGCCCCGGAGCUCCUCAAGGCCCGCUACCAGAUGAUCAGCGUCUGGCGUCCGAUCCGCACGAUCCUGAAGCACCCGCUAGCGGUAGCGGAUUCAAAAUCCUGCUCCGAAAGUGACCUUUCCCCUAUCCCAUUUAUUUACCCUGAGGAAGAGGGUGGCUGGGUGGGUGGGGCAUGGUCCGUGAAGCCGAAUCCGAAUAUCAAGUGGUACUAUCGCUACAAGCAGCCUCCGAAUAUGGUCACUUUUAUCAAGUUCUUUGACUCUAAGGUUGAUGGGAGGGCGCGGCGGGUGCCGCAUGGUUCUUUCGUUAACCCCGAGACGGAACAUGAGGCCCCGAGAGAGAGUAUUGAGGUGAGAGCUUUGUGUUUCCAUCCUGAGGAUCGUGAUCAGGUUGCAUCAGGAGCGGUUUGA
Aspergillus pseudoviridinutans is the source of this 918-nucleotide messenger RNA. RefSeq lists its product as uncharacterized. The record is from RefSeq and is a predicted model, not a curated record. The transcript has 2 exons. The coding region runs from base 1 to 918 and encodes 305 amino acids. NCBI's taxonomy places the organism in Eukaryota, Fungi, Ascomycota, Eurotiomycetes, Eurotiales, Aspergillaceae. Gene Ontology annotation, molecular function: oxidoreductase activity.